Messenger RNA from Schistocerca gregaria, 1764 nucleotides. RefSeq names its product facilitated trehalose transporter Tret1-like. The record is from RefSeq and is a predicted model, not a curated record. NCBI's taxonomy places the organism in Eukaryota, Metazoa, Arthropoda, Insecta, Orthoptera, Acrididae. The transcript has a single exon. Gene Ontology annotation, biological process: transmembrane transport; carbohydrate transport. Gene Ontology annotation, molecular function: sugar transmembrane transporter activity. Gene Ontology annotation, cellular component: membrane. The coding region runs from base 208 to 1653 and encodes 481 amino acids.
UGCUUAUCAUCUUCUUUGCGUGGGUAUGUAUAGGUUAUAGGCGUAUUGUAGCAGCUGUCAAAACAUUGUGUGUUGUGAUGCUUUAAGUCUUUGUCUUGGUGUAAAACUUGUUUUAUGCUGUCACAAUUUACUGAAAUGGACAGCGCUUGGUAAAAACAGUUUUAAAAAUCCACCGAAAUUUUGUAAUUGACACGUUUAAAGUUAAAAAUGAAUAAUACCGAAAUUGAACGGGGAGAAGAGUCUGUCAGUGGUGGAGCGGACGAAAAUAUAAAUCUGACAUCGCAUAGCAGAACGCAUUUAUUAAAUCCUUCCAGAAUAAACAGACUUCCUCAGUUUGUGGCUGCAUUUGUAGCUACUAUUGGCGCAUUUGCAAUGGGUACAAUUAUGGCAUGGACUGCACCAGCCAGCGGGGAAUUACAAUCUAAAUUCAAUUUUAACCUCUCAGAAAUAUCAUGGAUUGGUUCAUUUGUAGCCCUUGGUGCAGCAGCAGUUGUAUUACCUGUUGGAUAUUUAACUGAUAAGCUUGGCCGCAAAUUGACCAUGCUAAUUUUGGUUACACCAUUCUUAGCAGGAUGGGCUGUUAUCUUGUGGGCCAACACUUGGGAAGCAUUAUGCGCUGGUCGUUUCAUAGUUGGAAUGGCUGGUGGAGCUUUUACAGUGACAGUACCUAUUUAUAUUGGUGAGAUAGCUGAUGAUGAAAUACGGGCAACUCUUGGUAGUUUCUUCCAGUUAAUGGUGGUUGUUGGUGUGUUGUUUGUGUACAUUAUAGGUCGGGAAUGUAAUUUGUUUUGGAUGAGUGCCAUAUGCGGGCUUGUCCCAAUCGUUUUUGGCACAGCCUUUGUUUUUAUGCCGGAGACACCUGCAUACUAUUUACGAAAAGGCAAGGAAGAUGCAGCAAGGAGAUCACUUCUCUGGUUGCGUGGAACUGCAUGUGAUUUGGAACAAGAUAUAGCGCGAAUGAAGCAAGUGGAAGAAAACAGCUCAAGGCCAAGACCACCAGACUCUCGAAGUGCCACGAAGAUGUCACUGUUUAUUGCACUUGGACUUAUGACAUUUCAGCAGCUGAGUGGCAUCAAUGCCAUUAUAUUUUACACAACAGACAUAUUCCGUGCAGCUGGAAGCACAAUUGAACCCAGUAUAUGCACUAUUGUAGUUGGCACUAUGCAAGUGGGGGCAACACUUUGCUCGUCAUUAGUCAUUAACCGAUUAGGCUGUCGUAUUUUACUGCUCACUUCUGGAUUUGUGAUGGCAACUUGUACAUACACGAUUGGAGUAUUUUUCCAUCUUCAGGUCAGGUAUGGUGUAGACUAUGUUAGAAAUUUUGAUUGGUUGCCAUUAGCCAGCCUUUGCCUUUACAUUAUAGUUUUUUCUAUUGGCUUUGGACCUGUUCCUUGGAUGAUGAUGGGUGUCCUUUUCCCACCUCAUAUAAAGGGACUUGCAAGUUCCAUUACUUGCUUAGUCAACUGGAUGUUAGUGUUUAUUAUUACGAAAUUUUUUGCAAAUCUGUUAGUGUUUGCAGGCUCAGCUUCAACAUUUUGGCUCUUCUCAUUAAUAACUGCAAUUGGCACUGUCUUCGUUUUCUUUGUUGUUCCAGAAACUAAGGGAAAAUCACUUGAGGAAAUUCAAAUGGAGUUAUCAGGCAGUGAAAGUUAACUUUAUUUAUUGGAAUCUCCUUGUAGAAAUGAGAGCAUCGUAUAUCACUCAUAAGAGGCUAUGAUUAAUGCAGCUAUGUGUAUCAAACAGUUACAUUCUUAAUCAAGAUAU